This is a messenger RNA of Monoraphidium neglectum, 621 nucleotides long. RefSeq lists its product as hypothetical. The record is from RefSeq and is a predicted model, not a curated record. Bases 1 to 621 code for a protein of 206 amino acids. The transcript is spliced from 3 exons. NCBI's taxonomy places the organism in Eukaryota, Viridiplantae, Chlorophyta, Chlorophyceae, Sphaeropleales, Selenastraceae.
AUGCCGGCGGUGCCGCUGACCAUGUCAGCCGGCGUGAUUUUUGGCCCUGCGGUGGGCACCGUCAUCGUCUCCAUUAGCGCCACCCUGGCCGCCACCAUAGCGUUCCUCAUAGCCCGCUACGCGGCGCGCGACAAGAUUCUGUCGUUCGCCCAGCGCAACAAGCGCUUCGCCGCCAUCGACCGCGCGAUCAGCCAGAACGGCCUCAAGUUUGUGACGCUGCUACGCCUCAGCCCGCUGCUGCCGCUCGCGCUCUCCAACUGGUUCUACGGCCUUACGAGCGUGGACCUGGGCAGCUACGUGCUGGGCAGCUUCGUCGGCAUGCUGCCGGGCACCUACGCCUACGUCACCGCGGGGCACCUGGGCCGCGCGGUGCUGAUGGAGGGCGGCGAGAGCGCGCUCAGCAUCGCGCCCUGGCAGGUGGCUGUCGGCGUUGGCGCUUCGCUGCUGGCGAUAGGCUUCAUCGGCCAGAUUGCCAAGCGUGCGAUCGACGAGGCGGACGCGGAGGCCGAGGCGCGGGACGGGCUGCAUGGGCAGCGCGAGGAGGCUGUGGGGGAGCGGCGGCAGCAGGCGUGGGGCCAGGCGUGGCAGCCGCAGCCGCAACCGCAGCCGGCGGUGGAUUGA